Engraulis encrasicolus (European anchovy) is the source of this 1851-nucleotide messenger RNA. RefSeq names its product SRY-box transcription factor 7 (gene sox7). The record is from RefSeq and is a predicted model, not a curated record. The transcript has 2 exons. Gene Ontology annotation, molecular function: DNA-binding transcription factor activity, RNA polymerase II-specific; RNA polymerase II cis-regulatory region sequence-specific DNA binding. Gene Ontology annotation, biological process: anatomical structure morphogenesis; regulation of DNA-templated transcription; cell differentiation. The coding region runs from base 311 to 1816 and encodes 501 amino acids. NCBI's taxonomy places the organism in Eukaryota, Metazoa, Chordata, Actinopteri, Clupeiformes, Engraulidae.
UUUCGAGGAGGAGUCGAGCAGUGCGCACCGUAGAGCGCUCACACAUAUCGGACAGUGGCACCCAGCAGCUUCAUGUCAUUUAGAGUAGUAGACUGCUCUCAAAAACAAUUAAGUAGCUCUCACGUGGUUUCGAGGUUUUGACACAGAUUCUUUUGGAUUUAUUUUCUCCUUUUCAAAAACAUAUUAAUUCAACCGAGCAAGUGAUUUACUAGACAUAAUGUCUAUUUAAUUGACACAAGUAGAGACAGGGAUUUAAAAAAAGUUUCAGACAAGAGGCGCAGCAGCCGCGGCAUCAGCACGGGGUUCGAGGAUGGCGGCGUUGAUUAGCGCAUACUCCUCCUGGCCCGAGAGUUUCGAAUGCUCCGCGGGAGAUGCAGAUGUCCCAGAUGGACACACUUCUCACAGAGGUUCGGUGGACAAGACCUCGGAGCCGCGCAUCAGAAGACCCAUGAACGCUUUCAUGGUGUGGGCCAAGGAUGAGCGCAAGCGCCUCGCCGUUCAGAAUCCUGACCUGCACAAUGCAGAGCUCAGCAAAAUGCUUGGGAAGUCAUGGAAGGCUCUGACGCCGCCGCAGAAGCGUCCGUACGUGGAGGAGGCGGAGAGGCUCCGCGUGAAGCACAUGCAGGACUACCCCAACUACAAGUACCGUCCGCGCCGCAAGAAGCAGCUCAAGCGCAUCUGCAAGCGCGUGGACCCCGGGUUCCUGCUGCACGGAGGCCUGCCCCCCGACCAGAACGCCCUGCCCGACCCGCGCAGCUGCUGUCACCCCCUGGACAAAGACGACGACGGAAGCGGCGCCGGAGGGGUCAUGGGCAGUGGCGGCGGCGGAGGUGGUGGGGCGUUCUCCUCACCCUCCCUCCCUGGCAUGAGAGUGUUCCGGGAUCCGUCCGGGUCUAGCAGCAGCAGCUUUGACGCGUACCCCUACGGCUUGCCGACGCCCCCCGAGAUGUCCCCCCUGGACGUGGUGGACCACCCGGGCUCGUCCUCCGAGCACCCGUCCUACUACCCGACGUCGGUGCCCAUGCCCGUCCAGUCCACCAGCCCCCACGGCACGCCUCCCUCGGCCACGUGCCCCGAGGACCGGCGCCUGGGGCCAGGCCACCUGAGCAGCCCGCCACCCUACCACCCAGACUACGCCCAUCAGCAGGGACCUCCACCUCCGCACCACCUCAUGGGCCACCACCACCACCACCACCACCACAUGUCCCUGCCCCACCACCAGCUCUCCAGCCUCACUCCUCCACCUCCCCCACUCCCUCCCUACUACACCAGCACCUCCUUCCCCCAGAUCCAGAUACACCACCCCCACCACUCCCACCCUCACCACCUUGGCGGAGGCGGCGGGGGCAACAGCAGUGGUGGGCAGCACCUGGGCCACCUGGGUCAGCUCUCUCCACCCCCGGAGCAGGGCCAGUUGGAGAGCCUGGACCAGUUGAGCCAGGCCGAGCUUCUGGGGGAGGUGGACAGGGACGAGUUCGACCAGUACCUGAACUCCAACAACUCUGUCUCUGCUUCCACCAGCACCACCUCCAACACCACCAGCGCUGGCCCAGGUGCUGGUAGCUUAGGUGGAGGGUACCACCACCAUCAACAACCUCACCAUCAUCAUCAUCAUCAACAUCAUCAUCAACAGCAGCAGCAGCAGCAGCAGCAGCAUGUCGGUGAGCAGCACGGGGCAGCCAUGACGGUGACGGGACACAUCCAGGUGACGGCUGCAACGGCCGCGUGCUCCGCCACCAGCUCCACGGAGAGCAGCCUCAUCUCCGUACUGGCCGACGCUACGGCCGCCUACUACAACAACUACGGCAUCUCCUAAACUACAAACCAACAAACAAUAAACAAUAAACAAUA